Messenger RNA from Effrenium voratum, 771 nucleotides. NCBI's taxonomy places the organism in Eukaryota, Dinophyceae, Suessiales, Symbiodiniaceae. The record is from the annotation of a GenBank genome assembly.
AUGGCUCAGGAUGAGGCCUCGCUGCAACGAUGGCUUGCCCAGGAGGAGGGUGACCGGGAUGCGGCCAAGUUCGCCUUGCACCGGCUCCAGAGCACGGCGGAGUUCUACCGCCAGCGGCUGCUGGGGCUCUUGGUGCGGGGGAAAGGAGGCGAGGGCGCCGUGAGCCGAGCUCGGGAGCUGCUGAGAGAUCUGGAGGCGGAGGUCACAGCCUCCGACAGCAACUCGGGCGGGAUGCAGUCAAGGACCAGCAACUACGAGGUACUGUCUUCGUCUCUGAAGGAGACGCAGCGUUCGUGCGACAGCCUCAACCGUGAGAUGGUUCAGCAGGCGAGUUCCAACGAGAAGCUGGUCGAGUCCAUGGGCACUGUGAAGGCUGCAAACAAGCGCCUCCUUGAGCAGAUCCGAACUCAACAAGCGGAGAUCGGGCAGUUGACGCAACAGUGUGUGAACACCGAGGAGCGCACGGAGCAGCUGAGGCGGCGCCAGGAGUUGGACCGCGAGGCCGCGCGCCAGGAGGCGCUGCACCAGGCGGCAAUCCUGCGAGAGAACGGCGCGGAGCGCCGGAGUGAGGUUCAGCAGCAGCUUACGGGCCAGCUGAGGAAGCUGCAGCUGGGUGCGGUGGGCGCCCUGACGGGGGCCCAGCAGCUCUCCCAAGAGCUGCAGGUGCGGCGGCAGGAGUCGGUGGCAUUUCUGGAGGAGGUCUUUAGUUGGCUGCACAUUUGGAAGCAGGCGCAGUGGCCGGGUCGCUGUCUUUUUUCAGCAUCCCUGUAG